UGGAACAAGUUGAGGUCAGGAAAAACACACAAGGUGUUGCAGAUCAGGAACAGACUUAAAGAAAUAUGUAACUAUAUGACAAUAUAUUUGGAUCUUUUGGAAUUGGCCACGUUGUGUAUUCUCAAGUCAGGACAUACACAGUAGAGAAGCGGCAUGUUUACCUUUGUGAUUGGAGCUUCCUUCAUAUUGAUGGUGCAAUCUGAGCCCAGAUGUGAUCAGACAGAGUUCUUACAUCAUAAUGGCACCUGUGUUGCAUGCCCUGUUUGUACGCCCGGAGAACAGUUAUCAGAGGAUUGUGGCUUUGAUUAUGGCGGAGAUGGGGUGUGUAUUCUCUGUGAAAAGGGGACCUUUAGCACAGAUACAGGUGUGGAUCCCUGCAGGAGAUGCACCCAGUGCAACUUGCUGAACCGCCUGGUGUUGACUGCCUGUUCACCCACCAGUGACACUGUGUGUGGGCAGUGUCUCCCAGGAUAUUAUGAACUGAGAAGCAUGACAGGGGAGGUGGAACUGCUGUGUAUUCCUUGUGACAGCCAUGAUGCAGUCCAUGAAGAAUGUUUGCAAUUUACAUCUCGAGGCUCCAAAACACAGAGUGCCAUAAAGUUGCCUGCAGGAAAGUCAAAAGAACCCGAAGAUAAAGGAAUGAAAGGGGAAAAUCUUUCUGUGAUCCUUGUUGGUGCUGCAAUAGCGUUCUUGUUUUUUCUUAUUUCCCUCUUGCUUUGGGUUGUCUUCCUGACUGCAAAAAGAUUCAGGCAGAUUCCUGAGCACUGUAUAAAGCCUGAGAGGUUACUGUCUGCAGCAAACCUUCAGUACAAAUGUCCCUCUGGUCAUAUGGAAAGAACAACAACACAACAACACAGUCCUUCAGAGACAAGUUCACCUGAAGACACAACAAGAGGGCAGAACUCAUCCAACCAUGAGAGUGAGCUGCAUCCCACUUCUAUCGUGAUUAAUGUCACCACCAACAUCAAGCCCUGCAGUCAGAAACAAGAUAACAUCAUGCAGGAAGGACAAAAAGACUUCACCACAGAGGAGAUGGAGCAAAAACUGCAGACAAUAUGGGAGAUUGCUCAAGGUCAGAGUAUCGAGAUACUGAACUACGAUACCAUCCAGGAUUUGUCACUACUCUUCGACUCUCCCCAACAGAUUUGCGUUUUAAGGAAGCUGGGGCUGUCUUUGGGUGUGCCCCCCCAGCUCACUGGUCAUUUCCACAGUUUCCAGGACCUUUUUCAGUAUCUCCGCACCUCCACCUACACUCAACUUCCCCAGCUGGCCCAGGCCGCAGCGCUCCUGCCUAAUUUUGAAGUUGUUUCGAGAAUACACAAUGCUCUGGUGAACAAGUGAUUACUUAUGCCCUGAGAAUGUGUUCCCAUGACUUGAACUGUUGUGUGUUACUCAUAACCUGCUUUGCAUGAUGACAAAGUCACGAAAUCACAUUGUAUACCUGCACUUACCCAUAGAGCAAAAAUGUAUUGUUUCUCCUGAGCAAAAUAGAAUUCCAGUGAAAUGUUAAAUCAUUGUAAGCUGAUAAUUUAUAAGAGAACUGACUACACUAACUCGUUUUUUGCAUUUCAUGCUACAGAGAAAGAAAUGCCAAUGUUAUGACAAUAGACAAAAAAUUACAGACUAAUCAUAUCACGCAGCAGCAAAAUAAAAAACAGAUUUUA
This is a messenger RNA of Girardinichthys multiradiatus, 1664 nucleotides long. Its product is annotated as tumor necrosis factor receptor superfamily member EDAR-like. The record is from RefSeq and is a predicted model, not a curated record. Gene Ontology annotation, molecular function: signaling receptor activity; protein binding. Gene Ontology annotation, biological process: positive regulation of JNK cascade; positive regulation of canonical NF-kappaB signal transduction. NCBI's taxonomy places the organism in Eukaryota, Metazoa, Chordata, Actinopteri, Cyprinodontiformes, Goodeidae. The coding region runs from base 154 to 1341 and encodes 395 amino acids. Gene Ontology annotation, cellular component: plasma membrane. The transcript has 11 exons.